Molecule: messenger RNA, 1890 nt
Organism: Rhodamnia argentea
Lineage: Eukaryota; Viridiplantae; Streptophyta; Magnoliopsida; Myrtales; Myrtaceae
Product: plant UBX domain-containing protein 10
Exons: 4
Coding region: 195-1619 (474 amino acids)
Cellular component (GO): endoplasmic reticulum
Molecular function (GO): ubiquitin binding
Source: RefSeq, a predicted model, not a curated record
AGGAACACUCCAGUCGUUGGUUCCGACCCAAAGCCCGAGUCGCAGAAGACGGAGGAGCAGGAGGAGUUCGCGCGCAGUCUCGUCUCGUUGUUUGUAUUUCGCAUCUCUAGCGGUCUACGAUCUCUCUGCAAUUUUGAGAAACCACCGGACAUUUCUCCUGCAAAUCGCUCAUUUCGUCGAUAGAGGGAGGAAUUAUGGGCGAUAUAUCCGAUAAAGUGGCGUAUUUCCAAGCGAUCACCGGCCUCGAUGAUGCCGAUUUAUGUACGGAGAUCCUCCAAGCCCAUGGCUGGGACCUCGAGCUCGCGAUCUCCACCUUCACCGGCUCUAAUACCCCCGACGACCCCCCCUCCGCAUCCGCCGCCGCCACCGCUACCACCACCUCGGCUUCCGCCCCUGCGGACGCGAGCUCCGGUUCUCAGCAGCUGGCGGUCGAGCCACCGUCCACCGCCGGGGGGCCUAGCCUGACGUGGAGGCUGAUCACCUUGCCGGUUUCGGUGAUUUCUGGCGGUUUAGGGUUAGUUUCCGGCGCGAUUGGGCUCGGGAUGUGGAUAGCGGGUGGCGUCCUGUCUUAUUCCCUCGGGAUGGUAGGGUUGGGUUCCGGCUCGGGACGAAGUGGCGGUGAGGCCUCGUCGCGGUUGGUCUCAGUGUCCGCCGCGGCAGCUGAGGCUAUGGAAUUCGUGGCUUCUUUCGAGAGGGAGUAUGGGACGGCAGCGCUGAGGCCGAAUUUCGUGUCCGAGGGUUUUAUGGAUGCCCUGCAGCGGUCGCGGAACGAUUUCAAGUUGUUGUUCGUGUACUUGCACUCACCGGAUCAUCCGGACACACCGCUUUUCUGUGAGCGGACCUUGUGUAGUGAGGCAUUGGCGGCUUUCGUGAAUGAGAAUUUCGUUGCGUGGGGUGGGAGCAUAAGGGCCAGUGAAGGGUUUAAGAUGAGUAAUAGUUUGAAAGCGUCACGGUUCCCCUUUUGCGCUGUGGUUAUGGCUGCGACUAAUCAGAGGAUUGCUUUGCUUCAACAGGUCGAGGGCCCAAAAUCACCUGAAGAAAUGCUUAUGAUACUGCAGAGAGUGCUGGAAGAAAGUGGCCCCGUUCUUAUUUCAGCCAGACUCGAAGCAGAAGAAAGAAGGACUAACAUGCGGUUGAGGGAGGAGCAAGAUGCCGCUUACAGAGCAGCUCUUGAAGCAGAUCAGGCUAGGGAACAGCAGAGGAGAGAGGAGCAAGAGCGUUUAGAGAGAGAAGCUGCUGAAGCUGAAAGGAAGCGCAAAGAGGAAGAAGAGGCUCGUGAAAGAGCAGAGCGUGAAGCCGCUGAGACAGCAGCCGCGCUAGCUAAACUUCGGGAGGAGAAGGCCUUGUCUCUUGGGGCUGAACCUGAAAAAGGACCAAAUGUAACUCAAGUGUUGGUGCGAUUUCCUGCCGGAGAACGCAAAGAGCGGAGAUUUCAGAGUGAUGCUACGAUACAGUCGCUGUACGAUUAUGUCGAUUCUUUGGGUUGCUUGGACAUGGGGAAUUACACUUUAAUCUCCAACUUCCCUCGAGUGUCCUAUGGUUCGGACAAGUUCUCGUUGUCAUUGAAGGAAGCAGGAUUGUAUCCUCAAGCCAGCCUUUUCGUGGAGCUAAACUCGUGAGGAGAACCUGAUAUCAUGCUUUGUGAUUAGUCGCACUCCCGUAAGGAAAUUGCAGUAGAUGAUGUUAUAUUCGCAUGCUUUCCUUUACCAAGUUGAUAGAUCUCACAUAGAUGUUCCUUUUUGCCUUUUUCAUGUGCUCCUCGUAUCUUCUUUUUUGGGCAACAUUGUGUGCUCCUGUUUCUCGGUAAAUUUCUGGUUCGAUCGAUCAGCUGUCGCCGACUGAAAUAAUGUUUGGUUUUGCUCCUAAUUUUGCAUUGGGGAUUGCUGGUUA